CUGCUUUACCAGAAACCAGGAGGCGUUAAAGAAGUUGGCGAUGUGACAAGUACGUCAAAUAACCUGUGGGAGGCUUAAAAGUUUGUAUGUGUGUGUGCUAACCACCGCUUGCCAAUGGUGUUGCUGUAAUGUGUGGUGCAGUCUCUUCAUAGCCCUGGAUGAGGAAGGUGGUGUUGUUGCUGCCGCUGAGCACAGUAUGUCUCCCACGGUGAAUCAGGAACAGUUGUGGAAGCUUUGGAAGGUUGUAGCUGUGCGACUUUAUCUGAAGUGAACUUAAGAGAUCAGUUGGGACACCUGUUACACCCGCUUGGAACUGCUCACCAGUUUGGCAGUGCUCUGUAAAAAACCCCCCUCUGUUCAUCUUACUCACUGCUACUGUCACUGUUCCUUUCCCCUUUCUCUCAUCCUGUCCCUGACUUCCUCUUCUGCCAUCCCUCUGUUACUAUAGGAGCACCAUGGCAAUGUGGAUCCAGGCCCAGCAGCUGCAGGGUGAGGCGCUGCACCAGAUGCAGGCACUGUAUGGCCAGCAUUUCCCCAUUGAGGUGCGACACUACCUGGCCCAGUGGAUUGAGAGCCAGCUCUGGGACUCAGUGGAGUUGGACAACCCAGCAGAGGAAGCCAAAGCCAAGCGUCUGCUAGACAAUUUGGUGGCCGAGCUGCAGAGGAAAGCCCAGCUUCAGGGAGGAGAGGACGGCUUUCUGCUUAAGAUCAAGCUGGGCCACUAUGCCAGCCAACUCAAGAGCACUUAUGACCGCUGUCCUUUGGAGCUGGUGCGCUGCAUUAAACACAUUCUGCACUCAGAACAGAGGCUGGUUCAAGAAGCUACAAAUGCCAGCUGUGGGACUGGGGGCCAGGCUAUGGACACACUGUCACAACGGCACCAGCAGAUCAACCAGGCCUUUGAGGAGCUCCGCUUGGCCACACAGGAGACUGAGAAUGAACUGAGAAAGCUGCAACACAGCCAAGAGUACUUCAUCAUCCAGUACCAGGAGAACUUGCGCAUCCAGGCCCAGCUGAGCAGCCUGUCGUCACUGCCUCCAGCUGAGCGCACCCAGCGGGAGACCACCCUACAGAGCAAGAGGGCCACUGUGGAAGCGUGGCUCACCAGAGAGGCCAGCACACUACAGAAAUACAGGCUUGACCUGUCAGAACAACACCAGAAGACCCUGGGCCUGCUGAGGAAGCAGCAGACUCUAAUCCUGGAUGAGGAGCUCAUCCAGUGGAAGAGGAGGCAGCAGCUAGCUGGCAACGGGGGUCCUCAUGAGGGGGGACUGGAUGUCCUGCAAUCCUGGUGUGAGAAGCUGGCUGACCUGAUCUGGCAGAACCGGCAGCAGAUUCGACGCUGUGAACAUCUAACUCAGCAGCUUCCUCUGCCGGGCCCCAUGGAAGAGCUGCUGAGCAAGCUCAACAGUGACAUCACUGAUAUCAUCUCCGCCCUGGUCACCAGCACCUUCAUCAUUGAAAAGCAGCCACCCCAGGUGUUAAAGACCCAGACCAAGUUUGCAGCCACCGUGCGCCUUCUGGUUGGUGGAAAACUCAACGUCCAUAUGAACCCACCACAGGUCAAGGCCAUCAUUGUUAGUGAGCAGCAGGCCAAGGCUCUGCUGAAGAAUGAGAGCACACACAGUGAAAGUAGUGGAGAAAUCCUCAACAACAACUGUGUCAUGGAGUAUCACCAGGCCACUGGCACCCUCAGUGCUCACUUCAGAAACAUGUCACUGAAGCGGAUCAAGCGUUCUGAUCGUCGAGGUGCAGAGUCAGUGACGGAGGAGAAGUUCACAGUUCUGUUUGAGUCACAGUUCAGUGUCGGGGGCAACGAGCUGGUCUUCCAUGUCAAAACCUUAUCGCUGCCUGUGGUAGUGAUCGUCCAUGGCAGUCAGGACAACAACGCCACAGCAACAGUCCUGUGGGACAAUGCUUUUGCUGAGCCAGGCAGGGUGCCGUUCAUCGUACCAGACAAGGUGCUGUGGCCCCAGCUGUGUGAGGCCCUCGAUAUGAAGUACAAGGCUGAGAUGCACAGUGGGCGAGGCCUGUCAGAGGAUAACCUGGUCUUCCUGGCACAGAAGGCUUUUACAAGCAGCAGCAACAACCCUGAGGACUACCACAACAUGACUAUAUCCUGGGCCCAGUUCAACCGGGAGAGCUUACCUGGGCGCAACUUCACCUUCUGGCAGUGGUUUGAUGGAGUUGUGGAGCUCAUGAAGAAACAUCUCAAGCCUCACUGGAAUGAUGGGGCCAUCCUGGGCUUUGUAAACAAGCAGCAGGCCCAGGACAUGCUGAUGUCCAAACCCAACGGCACCUUCCUGCUGCGAUUCAGUGACUCUGAGAUCGGAGGCAUCACCAUCGCCUGGGUGGCUGAGAAUCCCAACAAACCAGGAGAGAGGCUGGUCUGGAAUCUGUUGCCUUAUACAACCAAGGACUUCUCCAUUCGUUCCCUGGCUGAUCGCAUCAGCGACCUGAAUCACCUUCUGUUUCUCUACCCUGACCGGCCCAAAGAUGAGGUUUUUGCCAAGUACUACACCCCUCCACUCUCAAAAGCGGUGGAUGGAUACGUAAAACCACAGAUCAAACAAGUUGUGCCCGAAUUUACCACCCCAAAUCCUGAGCCCAGCGGAGGGACUCCUACAUUCAUGGAUCAGACAGCUUCUCCCUCUGUGAGCCACCCCAACAACUUUGGUGUUUACCCUCCUAUGAGUGAUGCCAUGUUGGAUGCAGACGGAGACUUUGACCUUGAGGACACAAUGGACGUGGCCCGUCACGUUGAGGAGUUACUCCGCCGGCCUAUGGCCAACCAGUGGAGCAGCCAGCAGUCCUGAACCUGAAACCUGAAUUUGCUGCACACCUUCAGGUCUUCUCCUUUGUGUACAAAAGAAACACCCACACCUCUCUGGACUGCAGCCAGGUCUGGCAGUCUGGCAAAUCCACCAUUGAUUGGAGGAGAACAGGUCCAGUAAUGAAUAACCUUCUAAGUGUCUCUAUAGAGAUAGCAAACCUGCUUUCAAGAGUCAAUGUUACUGGCCUUUGACAGAGGCUGGUGUUAGUGUCCUCUCCCACUCAGUCUCUCAGGGUCGUCAUGUGGAGCUGGCUUGGGUCAAUGGGAUUUUUAUACAAAACUGAGACAUAUACUUAAUUUUUAUGUAAGCUUUGCAUUCACAUGUGCCUGCUGAGCUUUUAGCCGGCACUGGGAGACUUUUACAUAAACAUUCAUAGUAGACAAACUAGCUUCUCCUAAAAAUCUUUUUAAAGGGUUUCUUUUCCUUUUCCAGUUAAGACUGGUUAAUGUGACUAAACACUGACAGAUUUAAUCUCUUCUUUUUUACAGGAGAUAUUUGUCAAUCAUUUUUACCAAUGCCUCAAAAAUCCUUAAAGUGAGACUCUGUAACUUUUCCUGAACAUCAGCUGUUGUGUGCAGCAGUAGUAUUUACAUGAUUAGAGCAAAUUUUCCCUCAUUUCCAAAGUAUCUCUUGAGUCAGUUGCUUUAAAGACUUUAUCAUUUGGCAGGAAAACAAGUAGAAAUCAACAAACGUCACCCAGGUAGAUGCAUCAGAGCUGCUGCUUUGUGGCUUAAGUUUUAAGACGGGUUUAAACCUGUGUUGGAAACAAAAUUUGUUUACUAUGUCCUCAGAAGUUGCAGCUUCAACCUCAGUGUGAAGCUUAGUUUAAACCUUUCUGCUGUGUCCUGUAGAAACCACCUAAACAACAUGAGACGUCAGUGAACCUGCGGCUCAACCUGCCUCAAUGUAAACCUGCUGCAUGUCUGGGGUUAAAACCUGGUGAAACUCAAGUCUCUGUAUAAAGUGUUGAUCUGACACACUGAAAACAAAUGAUCACUGAAUCAUUGAAUAAUUCACGCGCCAACAGAAGGUGCCAGGUGAUCUGUUCAGUCAUCUGAGGCUUUAAGAGUCAAAAACAAAAUGUAUUAUAAGAGCAAUUCCCUCUUCUGUCUUUAUAUAGAAAGGUAUUUUACUCAUGAUUGAUGUGCAGCAGAGUUUAAGGAAACACAGUUAUUAUUGUACAGGCCAGAUAUGUAACUAUAUGAUGUACAUUUAUAUUAAAAAUAUAGUGUGAUCCAUCAUUUUGUGUUAGGGCUGGGUGAUAAAAACAAAACAAUAACGAUAUAUAUUGCAAUAUAACUUUUCCUCAAUAGACAUAUAAGACAUGGUCGAUAACAAAGUCAAUAGAACUCAUUCCGCCUGUGUUUUGACAGACACAGUACGAAAAGCCAAUGAUCAUGAGAAUAGCCAUCAGACAAAAGAGCAAAACACUCACUCAGUAAGUAAAAAGCAUUUAUGUACUUAUAAUAAAUCUUAAGCCUGACUUUGAUAAUUGGAAAUUAUUUCUAGUGUCAUGUGAUCUUAUUGUUCAUAUGUCACCUUGUUAAAUGUCAUUUUUGGACGUCGCUAGAACCUAAAGGCCAAGCAGCUUUCAGCGUUACUUCUCGUAUAAUAUUAGGUACCUUAAUCAUGGUUCUGACAAUGCUGCAACACCUCUUUCACAUGCGCUCAGGAAAUCCUGGGUUAACUUAACGAGUUAAUAAUCAGCAUCGUAAAACCGCUUAGCCAGACUGUGGUUGUUCAGUUUAGUGAAGCCAGAUAACAAAAAGAUAUCCUGGGUAUGUUGAAGACAGAAAUAGUGAUUUGAUUUCUAUCGUGAUAUAUAUAUUGAUAUUGACCAAUAUAAAAAUUAUAUUGUGACAUGAUUUUUUUCCCAUAUCGCCCAGCCCUGUUUUGUAAGGAUCAAAACUGCAACUAGGUAUUACCCUGUGUAUCAUUUGAGUGAUAUUUCUGAAUUCUUUCUUCAGCACUUAGACAAAUGACCUGAAUCUGAACUGUAAAAGCUGAAAAUGUUUAAAAAUUAUUUUGACACAGCAGUCAGGUUCAACCAGUUGAACUUGUAAACCUCAACUAAGUCAGUCAGAUGCUUAGUGACAGAGCAGCAGCCUCAGUGUGUUGACUCUGAGUUUUAUUGGUUUCAGUAACACGCUGAAACAUACUUAAACAGGAGCCCAAGUCAUAAAAAGUCAUAUAGACUCUGACCCUGAAAUGUCAGGUACACAGCAGCAUUUGUUUUACGUUUGCUCACAUUAGCCACUUAUAAAUUUAACCUUCUGUAAGAGAAUGAUUUGUUUUAUUUCUUCAAUCAAAGGUUACAUAGUCUGACUUCAAGUUCUGAAAAUGGAAUUUCCAAUCUGUUACCGCUAUCAAUUGGUGCUUUUUCUAUAAUGGUUUUAAUUAAUUUCUUGUAUUACUGCCAUUCUCUGUUGUUGUUCUACACUGCCGUACAGCAAAAUGUUCAAAUGCUCUUUUGGUGCUAUAAAUUGGUUGGUAGAUUGAGUUUUAAAUACAAACGUUGGUACAAUAUGAUCUGUCAAAUGCUAAAAUUAUUUUUAUUGUCACUUAACAAUGUGAUAUGUCAGAACAUCAGUUUACUAAAAACAGAUGUUGUAGUCUGCAGUUUGCAUAUGCUCAGUAUGUUGGUGAAUGUUUAUCCAGUCAUUUAGAUUUUAAGGAACCAGAGAGUGUAAGUCUGUGUUCUUAGUGGAUUUUCUUUACCCAGAGUACUUCAAUGGUACUGAUUCAUUUUUAUUGUGUUAAAGGGGUAUUUCACUCUCAGGAAGCUGGGCCACAGAAGUUUCAGAGUUUCUUUCCUGCUACAUAAUAGUACAGAUUAGUACUCACUAGGCCUCAGAAAAAUAGAAUACUGUGACACCUGUCCUCUCCUCUGUGCUGCCUGCAAUGAAGUGACCACAGCCAAUCACAGCAGAUUAGAAAUUAGACUCUGUGCAAGUGUGUUCAGUUAUUUAUACAUUGUUUGUAUGUAUGUGAUAAAGUGCAGGUCACCUGAUGUUUUUAGAGAUAUGACAUUGUACAAUAGCUAACAUGCUGUGAUUUGUGUUUUCAGUCAAAGUGUUGCCACCCUGGCGCCUGUGUCGUUAGUUGAACAGACUUUUCAAACCCAUUUAACAACUUAAAUAAGAGAGUCAGCUUUUCCUGACGCAGGCACAUCUCUCUACGCCUGAUUCAGUCGGCCUCAUGGCAGCUGACAGACAUGAAUGAGCUUCUGUCUCUAACUGAUCAUUUUACAGAUAAAUAUGGCUGAAAUCACAGCGAAGUGACUGUUGGUUUACAUGUAGUCUUACAUGUCUGACAACAGAGACAGAAAAUCUUGUAAAUGAGAACAGCUUUAUCUGGAAUUAGGCUGUGUUAAAAUACUUUGUAUGUGAGCACAGAGAGUAGGAGAGAAGCCAACAGGUAAAAGGUUGGCUGACACUAGGUAGAAUGCUAAUUCACAUUUUGCACAUUAACUGUACAUGGUCCUACCACAUUCCAGUGACCAGCAGUCUCGUUCUCGUUCACAAUUUUUUCUGAGGCCAGUUUUCAGUCUGCACUUCAUUGAGCUCAUAUAACAAUUAAGUACAAUGUUUCAUUACUUAGAACGUUUAUGUAAACUCCUCUUUUACCCUGUCAGAUACAUAUUCCAGAAAUGUACCCUUACAUUUUCCCAAACAAUAACAUAUUUAACAAUCUGCCUGCACACUUCAUUCAUGUGUUCAUUUACUGCAGCAGUCUGGACCUCCAUAUUGUUUUGCCUACAAUUCUACCCCCACCCCAAGAAAUCAGCAGAAUUCCCCUUUAACUGUGAGUCAGUAUCAUGGAGGCUAUCUGGCUUUCAGGACCUCACUCUCAUUGUACAUUAAAACCUAUUCAUCAGGAUUAAUCAGAAUGACUCGAGCUGACCACUGUGUUGUUUGACUCCUCUAAUGUACUGCAUCACUUCAUUUCUUCCUUGACCCAAAGUGAGCUUGACAUUUUGCCUUUGUGAGCCAAAACUUCAACCUAAAAUUAUUGAUUAUGUUUAAGAAUUCAUUUUGAGAAGACAAUUUUAGAGUCAACUCCGACUCAACCACAGAUGACGAACUAGAAACCAUUUUUAAUGUCAACUCCAAACAGGCAGCGCAGACUAUGACAUUUUGAUAUAGAAUCUUAAAGGUGUUGUGAGUGUGAUUAUAUGUUAUCAAAAUGGAACCUUAGGUGCACAGUAUGUCCUGUCUUGCAGGCAAAACUUAGAUCUCUGUCACUGGGAGAUGUUUGUAUCUCACACUUUGUCAUACUCAUUUCAGUCAGAGGUGUUUUUUCCUCAGACAGCAGCUCAUUAGAUCUGAAACUAACAUUAUUUUUUACAAUCAUGAUUUCAAAGAUUUUUCCAAUCGCCUGAAUGCAAAAAGAUUCGGUUUACUGUCAUCCUGAAUCAACCCCCCUUUCUUUUCUGUGGAGAUACAGUAGAUCUGUCUGUGCCUUGUGAGUUGUUAGGAGACAGCACUGUCCAUACAGGAAAUAUUAAAGCCAUUGUCACUAACACUGCACCACUACCAGCCUCAGCCAUGGAAUGUCUCUUUUAGCAAACACCCAGAAUGAAAGUUAAUGCAGCAAAUCUCAGGAAAAGUCACUGUGAAAUAAAGGUAGAUGAGUCCAAAUCAACCAAAUAAUACCUGAUAACUCGAGUGUUGAGGGAAUACUUUGAUAACUCUUGUGCUUCUUUUGCUUCUUAUGCUUAUUGUGAGGUUAUAAAUAAAAGCUGAAACAGAAACUUUGUGUACUAAAUCAAGAGAAGUGAACAAGCAUUUUGUUGCUCACACCAGCAGUAAUUUGAUGUUUUUGCUAAUGUACUACUUCUUUUCCUUGAAUUGUUUUAAUGUGUUUGCCUCCAGUGUAAUUCACUUUUCCAGCUCGCUGCUGCUGUGUGUUCGCUGGCUUCUGUACAGUCUGUGGUCUGUCGGUCUGGGGAUUUCUUAUUUACUUCCACAUUGUGCUACAUUUUGCUGGAAGGUUGAUAUAUGGUUUUGGGAAAUGGAAAUAAAGUUUUUCUAAUUAAUUGAA
This is a messenger RNA of Lates calcarifer (barramundi perch), 7877 nucleotides long. Its product is annotated as signal transducer and activator of transcription 5B. Gene Ontology annotation, biological process: cell surface receptor signaling pathway via JAK-STAT; regulation of cell population proliferation; response to peptide hormone. Bases 456 to 2816 code for a protein of 786 amino acids. NCBI's taxonomy places the organism in Eukaryota, Metazoa, Chordata, Actinopteri, Centropomidae. The transcript is spliced from 20 exons. Gene Ontology annotation, molecular function: RNA polymerase II cis-regulatory region sequence-specific DNA binding; DNA-binding transcription factor activity, RNA polymerase II-specific. The record is from RefSeq and is a predicted model, not a curated record.